Messenger RNA from Didymella exigua CBS 183.55, 1592 nucleotides. RefSeq lists its product as uncharacterized. The transcript has a single exon. Bases 171 to 1256 code for a protein of 361 amino acids. NCBI's taxonomy places the organism in Eukaryota, Fungi, Ascomycota, Dothideomycetes, Pleosporales, Didymellaceae. The record is from RefSeq and is a predicted model, not a curated record.
AGAUGACUACAUGUGUGCAUCCUCGGUCCGCUACACAACGCAGGGCCACUGCCAGACGGCGACCGUAGGGUGACGGUGAAGUGGCAGAAGGCGUCCACCAGUAGUGACAGGCGGCCUCCACCAGUAACAGGCGGUCGUUCUCCGCAAGUCGUCCAGUGCCGCGCUGGGCGAUGCAGGGAACUUCAGCCCGCUGCCCCACUUCGCUGACGCAAUCACGGGCGCAUGCGCUCACCAGUCAACGGCAACGGCAACAGCAACAGCAACAGCAACAGCAACGCUUCUGCACUUUCGGUGACGGCGCCCGCCCUGCCCCUCGCGCCCAUGUAAAGGCCACAGCCGGCGAAAUGCCACCGAUGCAGCUUGCCCACCCCUCGCCGAAGCGCAAGCGCGACCAGCCGCAGCAGAUUCCGCUGCUCAACACGGCCCUGGCCAUCCGACCCGCACACACCCCACCACGACGAGACAGUCCCGCACCGUCGUCUGGCCCCGACAGCCCCAGAAAUGCAGUCGCAGACCAGCUGCGGGGGAUGACGCUCAUCGCCACCGCGGCCAUUCCCAUGUCCCCGCUCACGCCCACGGACAAUGUGACACGCAAGAAGCCGAAGCUUGGCGCCCUGGACGUCGACGACGGGGACGGCCCCAGUGCGCAGACCGCACAGGCGCAUACCAAGCCCCGCAACAAGGUCGGGAUUCUGGACGCUGCUGCACUCGGACCUGUGCUGGACGCCGCUCGAGAGAUCCCGGAGACACCCCAAGCGCCGCGACCCCGCAUCGUGACAGACACGGCCGCUUUUGCGCAACCCCGCACGUUGGUGUCGUCAUGUGGUAGCACUCGUUCGUCACAGACAUGGCCCAGCAGCCAGACCAGCGACGCAUCAGCAUCAACAGACCGGUCACAGUCACAGCCGCGACCGCAGUCUUCAACGCCCCCACCCUCCGCCCUCACGUGGCAGGACGACGAGAUCACGGGCCACCUCACGGGCCCCGCCAACGACCCAGACGACGACGGCACUGGACUGAACGGGAUUGGGUUCAAGCCGACGCCUGCGAUUGCCUACCAGCGCGCGCAGAGGCGCAAGCAGCAGCUGCAAGACUGGAAGGCCAGGGAAACCCGCGAAGCCCGCGCCAAGCGCAGCCAGAGACGGAACCGCGGCGUCGGUGCUCGGCCGCGCGUAUCUAGAGAAUCGACUGUCGAGAGAGAGGCGCCGCACCAGCUCCUGGAGGUGCCUCGACGAAAGGUGCAGUUCUCCGUGUGAGCUGGCAGACGAGACGGGAUGGGACGAGACGGGAUGGGACGAGACGAGACGGGAGGAGACGAGACGGGAGGAGACGAGACGGGACGGGACAAGACGAGACGGGAUGGGACGAGACGAGACGGGAAGAUGAAAAGACGAGACAAGAGACGAGAAGAUGACAAGACGAGAAGAUGACAAGACGAGAAGAUGGCAAGACGAGAAGAUGGCAAGACGAGAAGAUGGCAAGACGAGAAGAUGGCAAGGAAGUAAUGUAAUGAGGGGAUCUGCGAUGACAUGGAGAGCAAGACGAGACGACUAACGACAGCAACAUGACGAACGCUCGCUUGGCUUCUGGGG